AUCCUGUUAUCAUUCCAUUUCUCGGGGCUGCUCUUUACUUCCACAUUCCCCUCCCUAUUGCUGGCUGGCUGCAGGGGGGAGGAGCACAUUCAGCUGCUGAUUACAAUCUGCCCGGACAGACAGUUUCUGCCACAGCAACAGAACUGGGUGCCCUCCAUUGCAAAAGCUCCUUGUGGAUUGACUCUGAUUCUGAGGAGGUCCUAGGGAGCCUUUCACCGCAGAGCAGAGCCUGGCACAUCCCUGUGGUUAGGACCCCCUGCCUCAUCCGGCACACAAAGAGGAUGAAGUUCAGGCUGUUCGUACAACCCAGCAUUUCCUAACCCUGAGUACUCAACUUUGGAACCUAAAUAAAGUUCUUUUCAUGUGUUUUUUAAAAAUCCAUGUUGGAUCCUUUGCUGCAGGCUGCCUGGAGAGCCGAUGUUCCUACAGGCCCUACAAGUGAGCAACCGGGUUUAUUCCUGAGUUGGAAUUGCAGUCGUUCCAAGGACAGACAAUGGCUGCUGAGCUGGGUGCAAGUGCAGCUUUGGGUUUCCAGCUCCAGGCACCACUACAGCAGGGAAUGCAGCCCCCAGUGAAAAUGGAAGAGCAGAACCCAGUCAGCCCCAAGCCAGGGGAGAGAGCGGAAGGGGCAGAAAAAGCCCUUUGUGUCAUCCAGGCUGGUACCAUUGGGGGGCUACUGAGAUGGGCAGCACCACGAUGGGUCAAGCAGGAGCCACAGAAAGAGCCAGCCACCCUCCGUGGGGAUGACACCCACAUAGAGACGCGGCGUCGGCGCUUCAGGCAGUUCCACUACCAGGAGGCCAAGGGGCCCCAGGAGGCUUACAGCCACCUCCAGGAGCUCUGCCAUGGCUGGCUGGAGCCGCAGAGCCGCACCAAGGAGCAGAUCCUGGAGCUGCUGAUCCUGGAGCAGUUACUAACCGUACUGCCAGAGGAAAUGCAGAGCUGGGUCUGGGAACGUGGCCCUGAAACCUGUGCCCAGGCGGUGGCCCUGGCAGAGGGGUUCCAGCUGAGGGAGCCAGAGUUUGAGGGGCCAGGGCUACAGGUCAUGGUGCGUGUAAAGGUUGAGGAAGUGGCCUCAGAAGAAAAAGCGUCCCCUGGGGCACUAUGGGAAUCUGCUGGCUCCAGACUAGAGCAGCCACAGCCCCAUCCCGGGUGUGCAUCCCAGGACGGGGGAUGGAAUGAAGCUUCAGGAUCCCUGUACAAGCUGCCUCAUAUCCCCAAAGAGGAGCACCAGCCCCUCCAGGAAAUAGCCGAUGGCAAGGCCAGUGGUGACGACAAAGGCGAAACAUGUCACUCAGGAGAGCAACCAAAACACAAGACAAAGAAUGGGCAGCAUUGCCCUGGGGAACACAACCCGGCAGAACAAGCUCAUAAGCGCACCAAGAGUGGGAAGGGCAUCAGUGUCGGCUCUGCCCUUAUUACACCACAAAGAGUCCACGCGAGCAAGAAACGCUGGACCUGUGAUGAGUGUGGGAAAAGACUUGGCGACAGCUCAGCUCUCACAAAACACCGGAGGAUGCACGCCGGCCAGAAACCUUUUGUCUGCACUGCCUGUGGUAGGAGCUUCAGCCAGAGCUCGGUCCUCAUGAUGCACCAGAGAACUCACACCGGGGAGAGACCUUACAUCUGCACCGAGUGUGGGCGACGCUUCAGCGACAGCUCCAACCUCACUCGGCACCAGAGAACUCAUGUGGGCCAGAGACCCUAUAUCUGCACCGUCUGCGGGAGACGCUUCAGCCAGAGCUCACAUCUCACGAGACAUCAGAGGACCCACACGUCUCAUAACCAUGGGCACAGCUGCACAGCAGGUCCUGAGCAGCCACUGCCCCAGAGCAGCCCCAUGGCAGGGGGUCUUGUGGCCUAGCAUGUGUCAGGUAUCUGGGCCUCUGCCCUGGUCUCACAGAUAUAGAAUGGG
Molecule: messenger RNA, 1915 nt
Organism: Chrysemys picta bellii (western painted turtle)
Lineage: Eukaryota; Metazoa; Chordata; Testudines; Emydidae
Product: zinc finger and SCAN domain-containing protein 23-like
Source: RefSeq, a predicted model, not a curated record